Triticum turgidum subsp. durum (durum wheat) is the source of this 1542-nucleotide messenger RNA. Lineage: Eukaryota; Viridiplantae; Streptophyta; Magnoliopsida; Poales; Poaceae. The record is from the annotation of a GenBank genome assembly.
AUGCGGCGCCAGGGCCUCGAUCCGCACGAGCUGGACCGGAGCACCGAGCAGCUCAUGUCGCUCAUCCACGAGAACCUCCCGGACCCACCCGUCUCCACCACCGCUCGCUUCGUCGCUCUCCGCGCCCUCUCCUCCGACGGCGUGGACCGCUUCAGCGGCCUCUCCGAUGCGCUCCUCCGCAACAUCGUCUCCCGCCUCCCCGUCAAGGACGCCGCCCGCACCGCCGUGCUCGCCGCGCGCUGGAGCGGGGUCUGGCGCUCGACGCCGCUCGUCCUGAUCGACACCCAGCUGAUCUCCAACGGCCGCACCCCGGCGCGCGCCAGCACGCCGGACGUUACCGCGGCCGUCUCCCGCAUACUCGCCACGCACCCAGGGCCCUUCCGCUGCGUCCAUCUCACCUGCAACCGCAUGGGUGCGUACCAGGGCCAGCUCAGGCGCUGGAUCCGUCUCCUCGCCGCCAGAGGCGUCCAGGAUCUCGUCCUCGUCAACCGCCCGUGGCUCCGCGAGGUGCCCCUCCCCAAGACGCUCUUCACCAUCUCCACCCUCACCCGCCUCUACAUCGGCGUCUGGAAGUUCCCGGAUGCGGGUGGCCUCCAAGGUGCCUCCUUCCCCCACCUCCGGGAGCUCGGCAUCUGCAGCGUCGCCGUGGAGGACGGGGACAUUGACGCCUUCGUCGCCAGGAGCCCCGCCCUGGAGAUCCUCAACAUCCAAGGGAGGAUGAAGGGGGUGCGUCUCCGCCUCGUCAGCCACAGCCUCCGGUGCGUGCAGAUCUGCUCUUUCGUCAUGGAGAGCAUCGAGGUGGUGAACGCCCCGUGUCUCGACCGCCUCAUCCUGUCGGAGUGUCUCGGCCCCGCCGGCGGAUCGUGUACCAGAGUCAGGAUUGGCAACGCCCCCAAGCUGAGAAUAUUCGGGUGCCUGGAUCCAGGAAAAUACGUGCUAGAGAUCCGAGACACUGUCAUCACGGCUGGGAUUAAGAUAAGUCCAAGCAUGAUGAUCACAACCGUGAAGGUCCUUAGUUUGAGGGUGCGGUUUGGAGUCUACGAUGAUGUCAAGAUGGUGCCCGCCUUCCUCAGAUUCUUUCCCAAUGUUGAGGCGCUGCAUAUGACGUCUGAAAAAUGUGAUCACCUCGCUGGCACGUUCGACCUCAAGUUCUGGGAAGAGGUCGGUCCCAUCGUGAGUGUGCUCUUGCGCCUCAAGGUGAUCACGUUUCGUGAGUACCAUGCGAGGCAAGAUGAGAUUGCCUUCCUCCAGUACAUCUUCCAGAAUGCAAGGGUGCUCAAAGAUGUAAUGAUUCAGAUGAUCAAUCCAAGAUUCACUUCACUGUCAGCAGAUGAGAUGACCAACACCAUAAACAAUAUGCCUAAUGAGAAAUGGGUCAGUGAAUUUGAUCUUGCUAUCUGUCGGAGCAUUGGUCCAGAAGGAUUGAGUCCUUGGACUUUUGAGCGAGGAGCAAACCUUUGCGACGAUGACCCUAUUGCGCCGGUUAAAUUCAUCACACUACGGGUUAGUGUUGUUUUGCAGUAUGUGCAAUUCUACAUAUGA